AUCGAGGACCGAUAGUUUAAAUAAAAAAUCAACGUCACCAAACUCAUCGGCAAUUCCGUUCACCUUCCACCAGGAAGUGACAGACAAACCAUAACAAAGUCAAUAUCCUGCAAAGACUUGCAUUGAAUACUCAUAUCGAGUCCUAACUAGGAGGAAGAUGGAGAAUUCAUCAAUAGUGAUGAAAGAGAGAUUAGGUUUCUUUGAGAUAAUCAAAGAAUCCUUGAAAAUCCCCUUCAAGAAUCCAUACUUCAUUUUGUUCACCUUCCUCACUUCCCUGCCUCUCUUUUGCUUCCUGGUUUUAUGUGAAAUUAUCCUCCAGCAUAUCCUGAUUGAAACGGGAAAAAUUUUACAGGAAACACCUGAUCCUUUCAGAAAAAUAUUAGGUGAUGAUUACUCAAGAGUACUGGACAUUGGGCACUUGUUAGAGGAAGUUUCUCCUGAGGUCCUUCUUCUGGGUUUCUUAUAUCUGGGAAUCCUCCAUUGCCUAGACCUCUUCAACACUAUUGCAACCGUGGAUGUGGCAUCAAUAAUCUAUGCAGGAGAAAAGUCCAUCACUCUCAAGGACAUGUUCUUCAUACCUGUCAAGGAAUCAAGGUUCAAAGGGCCUCUAAUCACCUCUAUCUGCUCUCUGUCUUUAGCUUUUCUUAUUUUAAUUGGACUGCUGUCCUUCGCAACAUACAUAUACAUCACCUCAGCAGAUGUUUUGUUCAUGCUGCUAUUUGUGGUGAUCUUUAUAGCUCUAUUAGGAAAGUACAUGGAGUGGAGCGCCAUAUGGAACAUGGGGAUUGUGAUUUCAGUCCUGGAAGAGAAACAAGGGGAUGUGGCAUUACUGAUCUCAUCAUAUCUUAGCAGAUGUAACAGGCCAUGUGGAUUCUUCUUAAUGCUUGUGUUCUUUAUUUGGAGGUUUGCCCUACGAUUUUCUUGCCUCUAUGUAGGAUGGAACAACGGAGGAAGUAGCCUGGUGAUAACAGUAGUGCAUAUCAGCCUUGUUUCCCUGUUGAAUUUGUUAAAGUGGAUGUCAAUCUUGGUAUACUUCUAUGAUUGUAAGAAGCAAAGUGCCUAUCAACAUACUGAUGUCGAGGAGGCAAAAUCCAGGAAUGACUUGCAGGGAGCCCCUCUCUAAUAAUUUCUCAUGGUGAUAGUUCAAGUGAGUUUGGGGCCAAGCACCUUCUCUGC
Durio zibethinus is the source of this 1176-nucleotide messenger RNA. RefSeq lists its product as uncharacterized. The record is from RefSeq and is a predicted model, not a curated record. NCBI's taxonomy places the organism in Eukaryota, Viridiplantae, Streptophyta, Magnoliopsida, Malvales, Malvaceae.